This is a messenger RNA of Heteronotia binoei (common prickly gecko), 3267 nucleotides long. RefSeq names its product aldehyde dehydrogenase 18 family member A1 (gene ALDH18A1). The transcript has 18 exons. Gene Ontology annotation, cellular component: mitochondrion; cytoplasm. Gene Ontology annotation, molecular function: glutamate-5-semialdehyde dehydrogenase (NADP+) activity; glutamate 5-kinase activity; ATP binding. The record is from RefSeq and is a predicted model, not a curated record. Bases 130 to 2523 code for a protein of 797 amino acids. Lineage: Eukaryota; Metazoa; Chordata; Lepidosauria; Squamata; Gekkonidae.
GGGGCUCUUUGCCGGAAGUCUCGUCACUGACAUCACUCGUGCCCGUCGGAUUUGCUGUGUGGGAGUGCGCCGCGUGGUCCGGCCGUAGUCCAGAAAGUUUACAUUAUCAGAUCCAUCAGGCUGUUUACCAUGCUGUGCCGAACUGCUCUCCUCCCUUCCCUGCGAUCCCCAGGACGAUUCUGGCGCCAGUCUGAUGUAGCUGGUUCCCAUCCUUGUUUACUGGCCCCUAACCUGGUCUUAAGGAAUACGUCUGCCCGAGGCUGGAGUAACAUCCCAUUUAUUACUGUACCUCUCAGUCGAACUCACGGCAAGUCAUUUGCCCACCGUAGUGAGCUAAAGCAUGCCAAGAGGAUUGUAGUGAAGCUAGGGAGUGCUGUGGUGACACGAGGUGAUGAGUGUGGCUUGGCCUUGGGGCGACUGGCAUCUAUUGUUGAACAGGUAUCAAUGCUGCAAAAUCAAGGCCGGGAGAUGAUGAUUGUCACCAGCGGGGCUGUGGCCUUUGGAAAGCAGCGGCUCCGCCAUGAAAUCUUGCUCUCUCAGAGUGUGAGGCAGGCACUCCACUCUGGCCAGAACCAGCUCAAGGACAUGGCUGUUCCUAUGCUGGAGGCCCGAGCCUGUGCUGCUGCUGGUCAGAGUGGGCUGAUGGCUCUGUAUGAGGCUAUGUUCACACAGUACAGCAUCUGUGCAGCACAGAUUUUAGUCACCAACUUGGAUUUCCAUGACGAGCAGAAACGUAGAAAUUUAAAUGGGACAUUGCAUGAGCUACUACGGAUGAACAUUGUCCCCAUUAUCAACACAAAUGAUGCUGUGGUUCCUCCCCCAGAACCAAACAGUGACCUGCAGGGGGUGAUUAGUGUGAAAGACAAUGACAGUUUAGCAGCGCGGCUAGCUGUGGAAAUGAAAACUGAUCUACUGAUUGUUCUUUCGGAUGUUGAAGGACUUUUUGAUAGUCCCCCAGGAUCAGAUGAUGCAAAACUGAUUGAUAUAUUUUAUCCUGGAGACCAGCAGUCGGUGACAUUUGGAACCAAAUCACGGGUGGGGAUGGGAGGCAUGGAGGCCAAGGUGAAAGCUGCUCUGUGGGCUCUCCAGGGAGGUACCUCGGUAGUGAUUGCCAAUGGAACCCAUCCCAAGAUCUCUGGCCAUGUCAUCACAGACAUUGUAGAAGGGAAAAAAGUUGGCACAUUUUUUUCCGAGGUGAAGCCUGCAGGCCCUACGGUGGAACAGCAGGCUGAAAUGGCCCGAACAGGAGGGAGGAGUCUAGCAGCACUGAAACCUGAACAGAGAGCAGAAAUCAUCUAUCAUCUUGCUGACCUUCUGACAGAUCAGCGAGAAGAGAUUCUUCAGGCAAACAAGAAGGAUUUGGAGGAAGCAGAGAAUAAAGGGAGACUGGCCCUGCCUUUGUUGAAGAGACUCGCUCUGUCUACCUCCAAACUGAAUAGUUUGGCCAUUGGGCUGCGUCAGAUUGCAGCAUCUUCACAGGAUAGUGUUGGCCGUGUUCUCAGAAGAACACUAAUAGCAAAAGAUCUGGAACUGGAACAAGUGACUGUGCCUAUCGGAGUCUUACUGGUGAUCUUUGAAUCCCGGCCUGACUGUCUUCCCCAGGUAUCUGCUUUGGCUAUCGCCAGUGGAAAUGGCUUAUUGCUUAAAGGAGGAAAAGAAGCAUCACACAGCAACCAAAUUCUUCACCUUCUAACUCAGGAAGCCCUUUCCAUCCAUGGUGUUAAGGAUGCAGUGCAGCUGGUCAAUACCAGGGAGGAGGUAGAAGACCUGUGCCGUUUGGACAAGCUGAUAGACUUGAUCAUUCCCCGAGGUUCAUCUCAGUUGGUUCGGGAUAUCCAGAAAGCAGCUAAAGGAAUCCCAGUAAUGGGUCACAGUGAAGGGAUUUGUCAUGUGUAUGUGGACUUGGAGGCCAGCGUUGAGAAGGUCACUAGAAUAGUGAGGGACUCAAAAUGUGAAUAUCCUGCAGCUUGUAAUGCACUGGAGACACUCCUUAUUCAUCGGGACUUGCUGAGAACUCCCAUAUUUGACCAGAUCAUUGACAUGUUGCGAGUGGAACAGGUAAAGAUUCAUGCUGGUCCCAAAUUUGCCUCCUACCUAACAUUCAGCCCAUCAGAGGUGAAAUCCCUCCGCACAGAAUAUGGAGACUUGGAGUGUUGCAUUGAAGUGGUGGACAGUGUUCAGGAUGCUAUUGAACAUAUCCACAAAUACGGGAGUUCCCACACAGAUGUCGUCAUCACAGAAAAUGAAAAAACUGCAGAAAUGUUCCUGCAGCACCUGGACAGCGCUUGUGUAUUCUGGAACGCCAGCACCCGCUUCUCAGAUGGCUAUCGCUUUGGGCUGGGUGCUGAGGUUGGCAUCAGUACGUCACGGAUCCAUGCCCGUGGGCCUGUGGGCAUUGAGGGGCUAUUGACGACAAAGUGGCUGCUCAGAGGAGAGAAUCACAUUGUUUCUGACUUCUCCGAGCAAGGAAGUAUGAAGUACCUUCAUGAAAAUCUUCCUCUUCCUCAGAGGAACACCAACUGAGCAGAGGAGAUGUUUAUGGAGGCUGUUACGGUUUCAGGAUUGGUCUGAGAAAGAAGAUGGACUUUCACAUGCCCUGUGUCUUCACUCUCAGCUUCUAGGAUACUCUCUUGUGCAGUUAAAGUGGAGACACACCAGGCCAUGCUCUGUGCCAGAGUUCUUUCUCUCAUUCCUCCUGUGUUAUGCAGAUACAGAUGCUGCAGGCAUCAUCACCUUGUAGUGAACCUUGGCUCCUGCAGCACAGGAAAGAGAACUCUGGUCUUCCUUCACUGUGCUCCAGAGUGGGGUGCUUUUUGGGUUGGUGGUGUAUCUAUUUAUUAUGCCUGUCUUUCCAUUCCAAACACUCUAAACACUCCCCCCCUGCCCCUGAAGCUUUCUUGCUUUGAAAAAACAUUGGGUAGAAAUUCUGCUUCCUUUGGAGAUUGCCAUGGAGAUUGCCAUGGAAGUGCUGUAUCAGCUUGUCUUAUUUAAAAAUAUUGAAUCUGUUUAAUAAAUAUUCUAGGUACAUAAUGAAUGGUCUUCAGCAAAGCAGAGCUUUUCACAUUCAAUCUCUUUUUAAUUGCUGGCCGAUGGGAAACAAAUUAACAGUUGUAUAUAACAGUUGAGGCCUUCAUUUAUCCUUUUAUGAAGAUUUGUACCAAAUAUUUUUGCUCAUGCAUUUUAUAUGGAAUCUUAUUUCCCCUGAUAGAUUGAAAAUAUUUUUAAAACUUCAUGGUUUUUUCAGAAUAAAACUCCCUUGCAGUAUGA